AUGCUCUCGACACCUAACGAGGCUCACUGUUGGGAAGUGGUCAAGGCGGAUGUCACGGUCGUCGAAGCCAUCAGCGAAAGCACAAAAAUUGAGGACAGAGGCGCCGGGUCUCAGCGUCUAGAGCGAAUUAGGAAACGGCGAGAGGGGAGUGAAGGUACGGAGAGGAGUGAAGGUACGGAGAGGAGUGAAGGUACGGAGAGGAGUGAAGGUACGGAGGGGAGUGAAGGUACGGAGGGGAGUGAAGGUACGGAGGGGAGUGAAGGCAGGGUUUGGGGGGAGGGGGUGUGA
Molecule: messenger RNA, 288 nt
Organism: Gaeumannomyces tritici R3-111a-1
Lineage: Eukaryota; Fungi; Ascomycota; Sordariomycetes; Magnaporthales; Magnaporthaceae
Exons: 2
Coding region: 1-288 (95 amino acids)
Source: RefSeq, a predicted model, not a curated record